UGCACAGCACAAUGUUUGCCCCUCCAGAGCAAACUCCGUAGUCCACAAGCUAAGUCAGGUUUCUUCGAUACACAGCACCAAUCCAGAGACCAGUAUAAGAAGGGGGAGAAAACGAGCCAUUGCAUCACCACCACCACACCAGCAGUCGAACACCACCGUCGCGGUGCAGGCCAGCAGCCAUGGGUCUCUUCGGCAAGAACACCUCCAAGCAGACCGCCAAGCUCAAGUCCCUGGUCAAGCUCGCCGCCGCGCGCCUCGCCGUCGUCCGCCGCCCUCGCCUCGGCCGCCGGUCCAUCGCCCGCAGGGACGUCGGACAGCUCCUCGCCAUCGGUCACCUCGACCGCGCUCUGCUCCGCGCGGAGCAAGUGAUAGAGGAGGACAACAUGCUGGAGGUGCUCGACAUCAUAGAGCUCUACUGCAAAAUCCUCAUCGAGCAGGCUGCGCAGCUGGAGAAGCCCAAGGAAUGCAGCGAGGAGAUCAAGGAGGCGGCGGCGGGGCUGAUGUUCGCGUCGGCGCGGUGCGGCGAGCUGCCGGAGCUGCUGGACGCGCGCGCCAUCCUGGCGGACAAGUUCGGCAAGGACUUCGGCAUGGCGGCAAAGGAGGGCUCGCAUGGCGUCGUCGACCCGACGUUGGUUUGGAAGUUGUCGGGCAAGAGGGCGAGCCUGGAGCAGAAGAGGAGGUUGGCCAAGGAGAUCGCUGCCGAGAACGAUAUCUUGCUGGACUUCCCUGAGAGCCCAAUUGAGAUUCACCAGGGCAAACAAAGCGAGCAAACCAAGAACGCGCCAGUCAAAGAAUUUGUCGAACAGAGUGAGGUCAAGGCAGAUCGUCAUGAGGUGCAGGGGAGGCAGAAAAUUGUUGAUGAUAACAAGAACCCCAGCCUUACUCAGCUGAGAGUAGAAGAGAGAGUGUUGAGGGAAUCCAAGAAGUACCUCGACGCCAGGAUGGCGGCGGAGGCGGCCUUCGAGUCGGCGUCGUUCGCCGCGAUGGCCGCUCGGGCUGCCGUGGAGCUGUCUCGGUUGGAGUCCCAGGGGAAGGGAUCGAGAGGCGGUGGCUACGACAAGGUGCAUCCCGUGCAGAACUCGGCACCCCAGAAGUCUCCGUCGCCGUCGCCGUCGUGGAGCGACAUGAGCACGGUGACCUCGGUCGGGUCGGGCGCGGCGCACAAGGGGAAGAGCGUCGUGUUCGACCAGAGCGACGAGGAAGAAGACGAGGUACAAGAGGACGUCGUCUGGCCGCCGCAGCAGCGCCGCGCCCCCUACAGGAGGGCGGUCUCCAUGAUGGGCACCGGCCGCGGCGGCGCGUGGCACGGAGAGGCCGGCAGGAUCAGUGCCGCCGGCACACGGCCGUUCCAGGACGACGGCGCGCGCGACAACAAUCCGCUGCACGCGCAGUCACCGCACAGGAGGCACGCCACAGAGUUCGGCGGCGGCAACGCGCACGCGCUUGACGAGUCCCUGGCGCAGUGCGGCCAGUACGCGACCCCGCCGUACCGGAGGAACCCGACGGCCAACACAGGAGCCAACGGCGGCGCGUACGAGAGCUCGGCGUACGUGCACCCGCCGUACUCGAGGAUCGUGUCCGCGCUGGAACGCAGCAACGAGCACAUCGCGCGGCACGAGGAGGUGCGUACGAUCGGCACGGACGCGCGGGUGAUCCAGGAGAGGGUGUACGGCGCCGCGCCCGGACAGGGGCACGGACCGCUGAACCCGGAGAGGAGGGCCAUCUCGGUGCGCACGAGGAGAUGAGCGCUCUUCGGUUGCAGAAUUACAGCAAGUGGCCAUUCGUCACUCGUCAGUUCAGAGCCGGAAUGUCACCUGUUGGAAUUCAAGGAGCUUAGGUUCCGGCGCAGGAAUCGGGUCCGUUGCUUCGCAGGCAGAGUGGUUUGCUGCGGGAUUCCCUGCCUCUGGAAAAUCGCAAGGGUUAAUCAAAUAGAACUAGGUUGUAGCUAGGAACGAAUGGAUUGUGCGUCGAGCGGAUAAUGGAUGUGCGUAGGUUGCUCAUCUUUUUUGUACAGAGGAGUGGGGUGUUGAAUUGUGAUAAACUGCCGAUUGUUUUAUAGUAAACAUGGAGGAGUUUUGCA
Phragmites australis (common reed) is the source of this 2080-nucleotide messenger RNA. RefSeq lists its product as uncharacterized. Gene Ontology annotation, biological process: protein transport. NCBI's taxonomy places the organism in Eukaryota, Viridiplantae, Streptophyta, Magnoliopsida, Poales, Poaceae. The transcript is spliced from 6 exons. The record is from RefSeq and is a predicted model, not a curated record. The coding region runs from base 180 to 1745 and encodes 521 amino acids.